AUGUUCAGUGGAGGUGAAACACUCGACGAUAGGCAUCUCAUCCAACUUACAGAAGUAGUCGGCCCACUUCUCGAAGAGAUGUUCUGUGCCUGGAGACGAGGGUCCCGCUAUUUUGAAUCUAGCUCUAAAAGAAUCUAUGGUGCCGAGGAUGAGGAAGUCCUGGACAGAGGUCUAUCUUCACCGGGGGAGACGUACGACAGCGACGACGGGGGUUCCGAGUUGGGUGAUAGUGAUUCUACCUUAUUUGACAAUAAUGCUGGUAGUGCCGAAGAUAUAUUAGCCAGUAUACAGCUCAACAUACCUUUAGAAGCCAUGUAUUUUAAGAAAAGGCUAGAGGAUUCAAUUAACAGCGAAGAGCAGUAG
This is a messenger RNA of Diaporthe batatas, 363 nucleotides long. RefSeq lists its product as uncharacterized. The record is from RefSeq and is a predicted model, not a curated record. Bases 1 to 363 code for a protein of 120 amino acids. The transcript has a single exon. NCBI's taxonomy places the organism in Eukaryota, Fungi, Ascomycota, Sordariomycetes, Diaporthales, Diaporthaceae.